AUGAAAGAUAAUGGAUUUAAGCAUGCCACAUUUUCAAUUGCUGAUGGAGCACUGGAGGCAGCUCUUGAGAGCAGUGAAAGUUGUGCAUUCAAUGAUGGAAAAUAUGGUGUCAAGAAUUACAAAUUAUAUGUUCCUUGUUGUUUCCCAUCUAUACUUUCUCAUUGGCAAGAUCCGUAUUACCUUCACCCUAAUGAAUCACCAUCUUUAGUUCUUGUUUCGCCAUUGAUGAAUGGAAAGAACUAUCAUGCAUGGUCGAGAGCCAUGAAAGUGGCUUUGAUUUCGAAAAACAAGUUAGUGUUUGUGAACGGCACUAUCACUGCUCCUACAGAAGACGAUGCAAUCUUUCCUGCCUGGGAAAGAUAUUUACAAGAGGAUCUGUUUCAAACCAAUCAAGGUGAUAGGUCAGUAUCUGAUUACUUUACAAUCUUGAAAGCACUUUGGGAUGAGCUGAAUAAUCUUAGACCACCUCCACCAUGCACAUGUGGAAGUUUGGUUCAAAUACGAGAGCACAGGGAGACAGAUCAAGUUAUAAGAUUUUUGCGAGGUCUUAAUGAAAGCUUUGCACAAGUUCGAUCCCAAAUAAUGCUUAUGUCUCCUCUUCCAAAUAUCAACAAAGCAUUUUCGCUUGUUCAACAACAAGAAAGACAAUUACGAACGGAUUCACAUAUUGACAUCGAAGCAAAGGUGUUUGCUGGUUCAUCAAAAUCCUCACGUGGUCAUGGAUCUUCAUACAGAGGAAGAGGAAGAUUCAUUGGUGGACGAGGCUCAAUUGCUGGCAAUAAAUACUGCACUAAUUGCAAGAAGACAAAUCACACUAUCGACACGUGCUACUUCAAGCAUGGUUUUCCCCAAGGAUACAGAACAAAGAAUUUUCAAGGUUCGAGUAAUGCAGCUCAAACUGAACAAAAUACAAACACUGUGGUUAAAGAUAAUGAUGUAUCAACUCCACAAGUCUCUGUUUCAAGGGAGAAAUAUGAAGAUUACAUGGCUUAUAUGCAGUAA
Molecule: messenger RNA, 1002 nt
Organism: Gastrolobium bilobum
Lineage: Eukaryota; Viridiplantae; Streptophyta; Magnoliopsida; Fabales; Fabaceae
Exons: 4
Coding region: 1-1002 (333 amino acids)
Source: RefSeq, a predicted model, not a curated record